AUGUCUGUGCAUUAUUGUGACUCCUGGUACUGUCUGUCUGUCCAUAAUUGUGACUCCUGGUGCUGUCUGUCUAUGCAUUACUGUGACUCCCGGUACUGUCUGUCUAUGCAUUAUUGUGACUCCUGGUAUUGUCUAUCUAUGCAUUACUGUGACUCCUGGUAUUGUCUGUCUAUGCAUUACUGUGACUCCUGGUACUGUCUGCCUGUGCAUUAUUGUGACUCCUGGUACUGUCUGUCUAUCCAUUAUUGUGACUCCUGGUACUGUCUGUCUAUGCAUUACUGCGACUCCUGGUACUGUCUGUCUACGCAUUACUGUGACUCCUGGUACUGUCUGUCCAUUAUUGUGACUCCUGGUGCUGUCUGUCUAUCCAUUAUUGUGACUCCUGGUACUGUCUGUCUACGCAUUACUGUGACUCCUGGUACUGUCUGUCCAUUAUUGUGA
Candidula unifasciata is the source of this 441-nucleotide messenger RNA. The record is from the annotation of a GenBank genome assembly. NCBI's taxonomy places the organism in Eukaryota, Metazoa, Mollusca, Gastropoda, Stylommatophora, Geomitridae.